This is a messenger RNA of Sparassis crispa, 1653 nucleotides long. RefSeq lists its product as uncharacterized. Gene Ontology annotation, molecular function: nucleobase transmembrane transporter activity. Bases 1 to 1653 code for a protein of 550 amino acids. Gene Ontology annotation, cellular component: plasma membrane. Gene Ontology annotation, biological process: nucleobase transport; transmembrane transport. NCBI's taxonomy places the organism in Eukaryota, Fungi, Basidiomycota, Agaricomycetes, Polyporales, Sparassidaceae. The record is from RefSeq and is a predicted model, not a curated record. The transcript has 24 exons.
AUGUCUGUCCCCGCCGAGUCCCAGAGCCCCAUGCGUAGGUUCCUCAAGGCCAUCGAGGUGCCCAUCGACAAAGACGCGGACUACCAGAAUGAUCACUGGACGAACAGGGACCUCAUCCCCAUGCCCGCCGAGCGGCGCACGUACGCCAUCUGGUCGUACUUUAUCUACUGGUGCAUCAGUGGCCUCUGCAUCUCCGCGUACACCAGCGGUAGUACCAUGUUGGCGUACGGCCUGACCGCCCAGCAGGCCAUCGGCGCGCUCGUCGUCGGCUCGGUGAUCACUGGUUUCUUGUCUAUCUCCUGCGGUUGGAUGGGCGAGAGGCACCACAUUGGCUUCACAGUCGCGUCGCGAUUCAGCUGGGGAAUGAGAGGAGCGUAUUUCCCGAUUCUUAUACGAUCUUUCACGACUAUCUUCUGGGACGGCCUUCAAGCAUACUGGGGAGGACAGGCAAUGGCUGUCACCAUUGGCGCCGUAAUCCCAGGCUUUGCUCACAUGAAACACACCCUGGCGGACGGCGCCCUCCUCACCAAGGACUUCGUCGGCAUGAUCAUCUACUACAUUUUCUUCAUCUCGAUCAUGCGCAUCCCGCCCGAGAAACUCCAGAGGCCGUUCAUCGUCUCCUCGAUCAUGUUUGCUGGCACCUUGAUCGGAUUACUCGCGUGGGCCGUGUCGAACACCCACAGCGCGGGCCCGCUGUUCACGCAGAAAGGCACUCCGGCGAACGGUAGCAUCGGAUGGGCUAUGAUGUUCGGCAUUACCUCCGUCCUCGGGUCCUGGGGCGGCGGAACGCUUGGCCAGAGCGACUGGACGCGCUACGCGAAUCGCCCAUAUGCUCCGACGCUUUCGCAACUCCUCGCCGCCCCGUUCUGCAUUAUUGUGUGCUCCAUCGUCGGGAUCAUCGUCACGUCGUGUGCGAAGGAGAUCACGGGAAGGCUCAUUUGGGAGCCGUUCCAGCUUCUUGCGGCUCUGCAGGAUUUCUAUCACGAUUCUUCUCGCGCCCGUGCAGGAGUGUUCUUCGCCGGCCUCGGCUGCGUCUGCGCACAGCUGGGCAUCAGCAUCGUGCUCAACUCCGUCAGCGCAGGCAUGGACUUGGCAGGCCUCUCACCGAAGUACAUGAACAUCCGGCGUGGGGCGUACCUCCUCGCCGCGCUCGGGCUCGCGUCGAACCCGUGGCAGUAUCUCUCUAACGCGUCGACGUUCCUGACAGUGCUCUCGGGCUUCGGCAUCUUCUUGGCACCAUUCACAGGGAUCUUGCUCUCGGACUACCUCGCUGUACGGCGGUGCGUGAUCAAGCUGGAGGACUGCUACAUCGGGAACAGCGACUCGAUCUACUGGUACUGGCACGGGUUCAACUGGCGCGCGCUCGUGGCGUGGGUGAUUGGCGUGUUCCCGACGAUGCCGGGGAUGAUCAUGACGGUGCGCAACCCGGCGGCGUACAACGGGUGGGUGCGGACGUUCCACAUCACGUUCCUUGUCGGCCUGUCGGUGUCGUUCACGGCGUUCUGGCUGAUCUGCUGGAUCUCGCCGCCGCCGGGCCUCGGCCUCGGCUUGAGUUAUCAUGACGAGGGAACGGCGAGCGUGGGCACUGGCAGUGUUGGAGACGAGAAGGAGAAGGUGGAUGCGGAGAUUGGGGUGUUGCCCGCGAAGAACUGA